GUUUGUUUUAUUUGCAUGCUUGUGUUGCAUAUGCAACACGAGGUUUCAAACCAACUUUGACGACAAAACCUGAGCAUCUUUCACCAAAACUGUGGACGUUUGUGGAAAAUGACUAUUUCAAUAGUUUACAAACUGUUCUUAUACCAUUUCGUUUUUUCAUUGAUGUGGAAGACAAUCAAGAAGCUGCGCAAUCUGAAAUUCCAGAUUUUGCCACGACUGAGUUUCAUUAUGUUAUGAAGCCGAGAGAUGAAUUCUGUAAAACAGGAAAUGUCGAUGACCACUUGCUGCUCAUUUUAGUUAAAAGCUCCGUGCACCAUUUUGACCAACGAUGUGUGAUUAGGGAAACCUGGGGGUCUACUUCUAACAUUUCGAAUGUACAGAUUAAAGUGGCAUUUUUAUUGGGUCUGUCGACAAAUGGUUCCCACCAACAUAAUGUUUUGGUUGAAGAUCGUCAGCAUGGCGAUAUCGUGGUGGGAUCUUACUAUGACGCUUAUAGAAACCUGACUGUCAAGUCUUUAAUGGGCUUGAAAUGGAGUUAUCAGUUUUGCGGAAAUGCCGACUUUGUUUUGCUUGUUGACGACGAUGCAUUUUUGAACCUACCUAUUAUUCUACAAAGCUAUAUUAUAAAUACAAAGAAUUCUACCAAGAGAAAUGUUCUUCAUUGUGGGAAUGAGCUUUUAAAAAAAGCCGUGGUUGAGCGAAAGGGCAAGUAUUUCGUGCCAGAAGAGGUUUACGAUUUGCCUUUCUAUCCUGAUUACUGCAACGGAAUAUGUUUUAUAAUGUCGCAUGAUAUCGCUCAUACACUGUACCUGACUUCGAAGCGAACACAUUCAGAUAUAGCAAUUGAUGAUGCUUACAUUACUGGUAUUUUGCGAUAUAAGGCUCAGGUCCCGCUUGACACGAUGCAAGCCGGGUCAUGCUUGUACUUCAGUAACGAUUUGGACGACGUUAAAACAAAAUUGCGGGAAGAAUGGCAACGAAUUAGUACAUCAAUUACUGAUUUAUAGUACUCGCAUUAUGUUUUUUUACUGUUUACAGUGUUUAAUUUUGACCAACCAAGGCAUAUAUACUCGGCGCAUGCGCAAUAGCACCCCGUACAAAUAUAUCAGUCAGAACAAGUAUGUCACGACACCGUAUAAUCGUAUAUAAACACUCUGUUCUAUUAACGCUAGAUGUCGACAAAGAUUUUAACGAUCUGUCUUGACGUGUCUCCUGUCAAACGCGAGAGACAUAACGCGAGCGGUAAAGAGGUUUUUGAGUGUUAUAGUACCGUCAAUAUUGCAUAGUCGUUAGAAAUAGAAUCUAUUACUAUUGUUAUCAACUAUUAAAGUAAGCUGUAAAGCAUUUCUUUUAAUUUAAACCUUGAAUUAUCGUGUGGUUUUGGUUUAGUUAAUGGCAUCAUUAUUUGGUUCUUCGGUCAUUACUCUUAAAACUUUGGUAUAUCUGUAAUAAAAGCUGAACAAAGGACAAA
Molecule: messenger RNA, 1471 nt
Organism: Ciona intestinalis (vase tunicate)
Lineage: Eukaryota; Metazoa; Chordata; Ascidiacea; Phlebobranchia; Cionidae
Source: RefSeq, a predicted model, not a curated record